Messenger RNA from Apaloderma vittatum (bar-tailed trogon), 1386 nucleotides. Its product is annotated as photoreceptor outer segment membrane glycoprotein 2. Gene Ontology annotation, biological process: visual perception. Lineage: Eukaryota; Metazoa; Chordata; Aves; Trogoniformes; Trogonidae. The coding region runs from base 289 to 1386 and encodes 365 amino acids. The transcript has 4 exons. The record is from RefSeq and is a predicted model, not a curated record. Gene Ontology annotation, cellular component: membrane.
AUUAGGGAUGAAAGAGAGAUUAGCACGGCAGGAGAGCUGAACUCUUUUUUCUCCAUCUCCGUUGGCAAGCCAGUGUAAAGGCAGAAGAAUUACACAGAUAUCAAGAAAUCAGUACUUCAGUAUUCCUCAGGAUGGCUGAUCCAGGUAUUUUCUCCCCUGUACCCAGCAAGUUACCAGUUUCAAGAUCCUUUUCAAUCCUCUGAAGCAGAUUUCUACUUGGAUACAUGCUCCUAAUCAGCUUACAAGCUUCUCUUGACCUGUGCUUCCCUUCCUAACGCUGAUCUGACUAUGGCUGUCCUCAAAGUAAAAUUCACCAAAACUAAGAGGGACAAAUUGGCUCAGAUCUUAUGGAUCCUCAACUGGUUUUCUGUAGUGAGCGGGAUCAUUCUCUUCAGUCUUGGCCUCUUUCUGAAAAUAGAGAUCAAGAAGCGCAAUGAAGUGAUGGCUAAAGGGGACAUAAACUCUGUCCCCAACAUGCUGAUCUCCGUAGGGGUCAUAGCAUGCAUCAUCAACUUUCUGGGUGGCAAAAUCUGCUAUGACUGCUCAGAUGCCAACAAAUUCUCGCGAUGGAGACUAGUUAUGCUCCCAUACAUCGUAUGUACCUUCUGCUUUACCUUCUGCAUCCUGGUGGGUGCUCUCAUGUGCUAUACCAUGAGGAACGAGCUGGAAGAGUCUCUCUAUCUGGGACUGAGGGAUGCUAUAAAGUACUAUAAGGACACUGACAUACCUGGACGAUGUUUCUUAAAGAAAACAGUGGAUAUGUUACAAAUUGGAUUCCGAUGCUGCGGUAACAACGGCUUUAGAGACUGGUUUGAAAUUCAGUGGGUAUCUGCUCGCUAUCUGAAUAUGGCUUCCAAGGACGUUAUGGACCGUCUGAAGAGCAACGUCGACGGCAAGUUCUUGGUGGAUGGAGUACCCUUCAGCUGCUGCAACCCCAGCUCCCCGCGGCCCUGCAUCCAGUACCAGCUGACAAACAACAGUGCUCACUACAACUACGAUUUUCUGACGGAGGAGCUCAAUAUCUGGAUGAAGGGGUGCAGAGAAGCCCUGCUGGAUCACUACACAGCUAUUAUGAGAUCCAUCGGUAUUGCAGCAUUGCUUAUUUGGUUGUUUGAGCUCUCGGUACUUAUUGGUGUCCGGUACCUACAAACAGCAAUGAAGAAUGUCCUUCUGCUGGGAGAUUUGGAGGGUGAAUCAGAUGGUUGGUUACUAGAAAACAGCUUUGUGGAAACUGCCAAAUACAACAUCAACAUCAUUAAGAACCUCGGCAAAGCCAACCAGAUCUCCACUGUCUCAGGCAUGGACGACCCCAACAUUGAUGUUCACACAAACACAAACUGUGGCAAAAACAACGUUACAACAAAAUCUAUCCCAGCUGCCAGCUAG